GCAAGUCAACCGAACAGACAUUCGCUGGAAGCUCUGCUCGGAGUGAGGUCGCUGCGCAUCUACCACACGAUGCCGCCGCCUCUCCGCUGUCUCCUUCUCGCCUUCGUCGUCGUCCUCUCCGGCUUCCCCCGUCUCGCCCACCCCUUCACGGCUCUCGAGUCUGACCAGAUCGCCCGCUUCCAGGAAUACCUCCGCAUCCGAACUGCGCACCCAUCCCCCGACUACGCCGGCGCCAGCGCCUUCCUCCUACACUACGCCGCUUCGCUCGGUCUCCACACCACCACGCUCCACUUCACCCCGUGCAAGACCAAGCCCCUGCUCCUCCUCACCUGGCGAGGCUCCGAUCCCUCCCUCCCCUCCGUGCUCCUCAACUCCCACAUGGACUCCGUCCCCGCGGAGCCCGAGCACUGGGCGCACCCUCCAUUCGCCGCGCACCGCGACCCGACCACGGGCCGCAUCUACGCGCGCGGCGCACAGGACGACAAGUGCCUCCCCGUCCAGUACCUCGAGGCGAUCCGGGGCCUGCAGGCCGCGGGGUUCGCUCCCGCCCGCACCAUCCACAUCUCGCUUGUCCCCGACGAGGAGAUCGGCGGCGCGGAUGGGUUCGACAAGUUCGCCCGAUCGGAGGAGUUCCGCGCCCUCAACAUCGGGUUUAUGCUCGACGAGGGGCAGGCGUCGCCGACGGACGUGUUCAGAGUCUUUUACGCGGACAGGCUGGUGUGGAGGCUCGUCGUGAAGGCGGCGGGGGCGCCAGGGCAUGGGUCGAGGAUGUUGGACGGCGCCGCCGUUGACAAUUUGAUGGAUUGCGUGGAGACCAUCGCUGCGUUCAGGGAUGCGCAGUUCAGGAUGGUGAAGUCCGGGGAGAAGGGUCCUGGGGAGGUGGUCUCAGUCAACCCUGUGUACAUGAAGGCCGGCAUACCAAGCCCCACGGGUUUCGUGAUGAACAUGCAACCUUCAGAAGCGGAGGUCGGCUUUGACCUCCGCCUUCCUCCAACCGAAGACAUCGAGCAGAUCAAGCGGAGGGUCGAAGAGGAAUGGGCACCAUCUCACAAAAACCUGACCUACGAGCUGGUGCAGAAAGGUCCGGCGACGGAUGUGUCCGGACGUCCCGUAUCCACAGCGACGAACGCGUCGAACCCGUGGUGGCUGACGUUCGAGAGGGCCAUCGCCUCCGCGGGUGGGGAGCUGUCUAAGCCUGAGAUCCUGUCUUCGACCACGGACUCACGCUUUGCGCGGCAGCUGGGCAUCCCUGCCCUCGGGUUUUCUCCGAUGACCAGGACGCCCAUACUGCUACAUGACCAUAACGAGUUUCUGGAAGACAGAGUGUUCCUGAGGGGCAUCCAAGUGUACGAACAUGUCAUCAGAGCACUAAGCUCGUUCCAAGGCUGAUUCGUAAAAAAAAAAGAAAAGAAGAAGGAAAAGUGGCAGUGCUGUUGCGUGGAGUGUAACAUAGCAGGUUUUGUAAUAAUUGGUUCAGUCACAAACACGCCAAAGGAAACAUUCCGAAACUAUUGGGAUCUGUGAAACUGUUGUUGUGGGAAGAAGACUAGCAGCUGGGUCGUGUGAUGAGCUGAUUGAUGUUCGGGCUUGUUGCUUGAUAUAUCUCCAAUAAUGCGUAUAUCCCAGACGUUCAACA
Molecule: messenger RNA, 1636 nt
Organism: Zea mays
Lineage: Eukaryota; Viridiplantae; Streptophyta; Magnoliopsida; Poales; Poaceae
Exons: 4
Coding region: 70-1389 (439 amino acids)
Biological process (GO): amino acid metabolic process
Cellular component (GO): cytoplasm
Molecular function (GO): aminoacylase activity
Source: RefSeq, marked validated